ACCAGGCAUAGCCAGCAUGUCAGCGCAGUCAACUUGCAGCAGGCUGUGAGGAAAGCCAGUGUGGCUUUGUCCUAGGAAAUGUGCUUCGUGUUUUUCUUUUUUUACUCUUUUUUAAUCUCGAAGACAGAUUCGUAAAGACUUCCGAAACCAUUUUGUAAUGCUCAUCCGAGGAUACCAUCCAUAUACCGUCUACCAAUAAACCCUUGAAGGGUUUUGUGUGACUGAUUUCGUGUGUGUGUGUGUGUGUGUGUGUGUGUGCGCGCAUUUUUUUUUUUUUUUUUUAACUUUUACAUACUUUGUUUUGAUCAUCCGAGGCCGGGCCUCAGUCUUUGUGAAGUUUCAGAAGAGAGCCAGGAGCUACUCACCAACAACUGAAUUUUGAAACUUUCUCUUUUGGGGCGAAAGCAAAGAGCUGGUUUUCUUUGCUAUCCCAAUAAAUGCUAUUUAUGAAGAUGGACCUGUUGAACUACCAGUACUUGGACAAGAUGAACAACAAUAUCGGCAUUCUGUGCUAUGAAGGUGAAGCUGCUCUCAGGGGAGAACCCAGAAUGCAGACCCUCCCAGUGGCCUCUGCCCUCAGCAGCCACCGCACCGGCCCUCCCCCCAUCAGCCCAAGCAAGAGGAAGUUCGGCAUGGAGCCUGGGGACGAGGACCUAGACUGUGAAAACGACCACGUCUCCAAGAUGAGUCGCAUCUUCAACCCCCACAUGAAGACGACCAAUGGAGACUGCCGGAAAGACCCCCGGGAGCGGAGCCGUAGCCCCAUUGAGCGUGCCGUGGCCCCCGCCGUGAGCCUGCACGGCAGCCACCUGUACACGUCCCUCCCCAGCCUCAGCAUGGAGCAGCCCCUCGCACUGACCAAGAACAGUGUGGACGCCAGCAGGCCGGCUGGCCUCUCACCUACCCUGACCCCCGUGGAGCGGCAGCAGAACCGGCCCUCGGUGAUCACCUGCGCCUCCGCUGGUGCCCGCAACUGCAACCUCUCGCACUGCCCCAUCGCGCAUAGCGGCUGCCCGGCGUCCGGGCCCACCAGCUACCGGAGGCCGCCCAGCGCUGCCACCACCUGUGACCCUGUGGUGGAGGAGCACUUCCGUAGGAGCCUGGGUAAGAACUACAAGGAGCCCGAGCCAGCGCCCAACUCAGUGUCCAUCACAGGCUCCGUGGAUGACCACUUUGCCAAAGCUCUGGGCGACACAUGGCUUCAGAUCAAAGCAGCCAAGGACGGCGCAUCCAGCAGCCCUGAGUCGGCCUCGCGCAGGGGCCAGCCGGCCAGCCCCUCCGCCCACAUGGUCAGCCACAGCCACUCGCCAUCCGUGGUCUCCUGAAGGGAUGCUGCCCUGUGGCCACGCAUGGCUCUGCAUGGUUUGCCUGAGCUUUGAACAGUCAGUGCUUAAA
Sciurus carolinensis (gray squirrel) is the source of this 1395-nucleotide messenger RNA. RefSeq names its product vestigial like family member 4 (gene Vgll4). Gene Ontology annotation, molecular function: transcription coactivator binding. Gene Ontology annotation, biological process: negative regulation of DNA-templated transcription. The record is from RefSeq and is a predicted model, not a curated record. Lineage: Eukaryota; Metazoa; Chordata; Mammalia; Rodentia; Sciuridae. The coding region runs from base 438 to 1325 and encodes 295 amino acids. The transcript is spliced from 5 exons.